AUGCAAAGAAUUCUUAAGAAGAUUACUUCGAAUGUUUCCGGAAUAUUCUAUUGGAUGCUUGAUAAUGAAACUUUAAUCAUCACUCUAACUUUGCAUGAUACAUUCAGUUACGAUAUGAGGGGUAAAUGUCAAAGAACAGCAAUUAACUUUGCUUUUGAUUUGCAAUUGUCGAAGGCUGACGACAAUAUGUGUCAGAAUUUACUUACUAAUUCCCGCGCGUUCAACGGUAACGGUCUUCACUCGCUUAUGGAUGUGACAGAAAUGAUUCAUAUUACUCGUAGCGACUGUGAGCCAUGUGCUUGUUGA
This is a messenger RNA of Clunio marinus, 306 nucleotides long. The record is from the annotation of a GenBank genome assembly. Lineage: Eukaryota; Metazoa; Arthropoda; Insecta; Diptera; Chironomidae.